Molecule: messenger RNA, 2191 nt
Organism: Dendronephthya gigantea
Lineage: Eukaryota; Metazoa; Cnidaria; Anthozoa; Malacalcyonacea; Nephtheidae
Product: KIF1-binding protein homolog
Exons: 5
Coding region: 90-1847 (585 amino acids)
Molecular function (GO): protein binding
Source: RefSeq, a predicted model, not a curated record
ACUGGAUAAGCCCAGUAACAAGCACCAUUGUCAGCACCACUGACUCAGUGCUAGCGCCAGGCCCUCACUCCUCAGGUCUGAAAUUCAAAAUGGCCGCCAAUUUAGCUGCAAGUGAAGAGUUUAGAAUUUGGCUAGAAACCCAGGGAAAUUUACGCUUUAAAGAAGCAUUAAAAUUAUCAAAAGAGGGUUCUGGAAAUGAUCGUGAAACUGAGCCAUAUAAAUCGAAAUACGCCGCACGGGAAAUACUGUUGAAUAUUAAAAAUAAAUUGGAAUCAUUUAUUGUUGAUGAAUGUGAACUAAAAUUGAUAUUGAUUUCGGUUAAAUGCGCUGUACAUUAUGAACUUGGUUUAAAUCAUAUUGAGACGGAUGAAAUAAGCACUGGAGAACGAUAUUUAAACGGUGUUAAAGAGAAUUUCGAAGAAUAUAAAUUGAAACCAGAAUUUUGUAUAGUUAUGGUAAAAUGCUUGCAACAACUUGGAAUGAUAUGGAACGAAAGGGGUGACAUUGAGAAGUGCCUUGCGUAUUUUACUGAUGCAGAAAUAUUAUAUAAUGAGUAUACGGCAAUUUCUGAAGUAGCACCCUGGAAUACUGACAUGUUAUUUGCUUUUGGUAGUGGAAGCAACUCUGGCAAAGAAAGUGAAUUUGAAAGUCUACAUACUCAUACGUUUUAUUAUUUAACUCAAGCAUAUAAAAACAAUGGACAAAAUAAGAAAUCAGCUGAGUAUGGACACAAAACAUUACAAAGACAACUAUCAACAAAAAUCUAUGAUCCUGUAGACUGGGCAGUAAACUGUGCCACAUUGUCACAAUAUCACUUGACACAAGGGGAUUAUACAAGUGCAAAACAUUGUCUAGCUGCUGCAAGUUGCAUUAUUGUUGAGUGUGGAAAUUAUGAAGAACAAGCAAGUCUUGAUGUUGAGAAUGAAGGAGAGGAAGACAGAAAACAACGAGAAAGAAUUCCAGAGGCAAAAGCAAAUGUUGCCCUAUGUUGGAGUAAAUAUUUUUUAAAUUUAUUGAAAUUAUCUGCAGAAAGCGAAUAUGACGAGGACACAGAUCAGCCUGAGGAAACUAAAGAUCUAAAUAUACUUCAAUUUGAAGGAUUAGAUGUCUCUCAAAUUGAAUCAGAAAUUUCCUUCAGUAGAGCAAACAACUUUGACGAGGCACGUCUUCUUUUCCUUGCUGGUCAAAAACAUCUCAAUGCUGCAAAGCAGUUUUAUCAACUUGACGGGUACGUCUUGAAUUAUGUGGAAAUCAUUCAAGACCACAGUCAGUUGUUCCGAUAUCUUACUGCUUUCGAGACGGACUUGGAACGACAAUGUAAAAUGUGCAAAAGAAGAAUAGAUAUGUUGACUGAAGUAUUAAUAGAGUUGAAUCCCCAGCAUUAUUUAUUAAUUUGCCGCCAGCUUACUUAUGAAAUUGGUUCCGUGUACGGAGAUAUGGCAGAUCUAAAGAUGGAAAUUAUAAAAACUGCAAACCAGGAUAAACCUUCAGUACAUCAGAUAAAGAAAAUCAACUCUCUGCUGUGCAACAGCGCCAAGUUUUUCUCAAAUUUUAUCGAUUCAAUGAAGCAAGAAGGAAAGUUACCAGAAAAGUUUGACGAGUCUCUAUUGCGUGUUGCACUACUUGCGCACGUGUAUCUUGCACGUGCGCACGCAAAACAAAUCUGCGCAACGCGCGAGGAGAGAUUGCUGAAUCAGCAAAAAGCUUUAGACUUGUACAAGUUUGUUGUGAAUUAUUGUGAUAAUGACGAGAAUGGUGCGAGAGCUUUCCAAGAUGAGUUAGUAGCUUGUAGAGAGAUGGUCGACUUAUUGCCAUUUAGAUUGGAUCAAAUUGGACAGAAAGAAUAGAAUAUGGGACUAUAUCCUGAGCGUGAACCAGUUUCCUAAAUAGAGAAAAAACGAACGAUAUUCAUUGUCUUGUUUAAGGCGGAGAUAUUUUUAUUUCUAAUAUUUUGUUUCUUUUUAUUCUAAUAAGUGUCACAUGACAGUUGCUGCUCUGUAUUGGGUUCAGAAGUCAAGUAUCAAAGUUGAGGGUAGAACUGUCGAUGACAAAAAAUACUAUAUUUAUAUAAUGUACGUUAUCUUGGUAUUCCAGACUCGCGGCUGCACGGGUUAUUGAUAGUCGAACUUAUAGACAAAGUAGAUAAUGGUAGAAAGUUAACGAAACAACGUGGUUAUAUAUCUGAAUAAAA